GACUCAGGACUCCAUUUUACAUUCAGUGUCUGCUGAACACCUCACUGGAGGUGGAUGCAAGUUGCUGUUUGGACUUCAGUAGAGAAGUAUGACUUAUGGACUUCAGUGAGUACAACUAUACCUAAAGACUAUGGACUAUUGAUUAAGAAUGAUACCCUGUGUACUCAACACAUAGAGAACUACAUCCUAUCUAUAACUGAACUUUAAUAAGAAGUAUGCCUCUAUGGCUAAUUUGUACAAAACGUUUGUGAGUAAACAAGAUAGGUUAUUUUCCAAAGAAGGCUUUGUUUUUAUCUCUGAGUGCAUAUUUUAAACUAAUAGGUUUCAAGGGAGUGUAUAUCUUUUGGGCAACUGCAACUGUAAUUUCAAUUUUAAAGGCACAACCAUCCUCUGCUAACCAAAUAUUUUUUGUAGUGUCAUGUCUUUGUUAGUUCAUAGACGUUGUUCUUCAGUUUAAUGGCUAAGUUACCUGUGUGCCAUGACAUGAAUGCUUAUGAAUAUCACUUGUCCAAAGAGUUGACUUCUAACAAGGCCAAAGAAACAACCAUCCUCUGCUAACCAAAUAUAUAUUUUGUAGUGGCAUGUCUUUGUCCUUGACAGUUCAAAGACAUGGUUCUUCAGUUUAACAGCUGAGUUACCUGUGUGCCAUUACAUGAAUGCUUAUGAAUAUCACUUGUUCAAAGAAUUGACUUCUAACAAGAUCAUUCUUUUCUUGACUAGUGGUUUUCAAAAGGUGGUCUCCACAUGUUCAUAGAGAUUCACAUUUGCCAAAUGGAUAUGACAUCAUUUUUCAUUUUCAAUAAGGUUAUUAUUGUCAUUUACAGUAGAGUCUCACUUAUCCAACAUUAACGGGCCGGCAGAAUGUUGAAUAAGCGAAUAUGUUGGAUAAUAAGGAGGGAUUAAGGAAAAGCCUAUUAGACAUCAAAUUAGGUUAUGAUUUUACAAAUUAAGCACCAAAACAUCAUGUUUAACAGCAAAUUUGACAGAAAAAGUAGUUCAAUACACAGUAAUGCUACGUAGUAAUUACUGUAUUUAUGAAUUUAGUACCAAAACAUCAUAAUGUAUUGAAAACAUUGACUACAAAAACAUUAACUAUUAAAAGGCAGACUGUGUUGGAUAAUCCAGAACGUUGGAUAAACAAAUGUUGGAUAAGUGAGACUCUACUGUAUUUCCAAAGGGCUAUGUGCCCAGAGACUGGGUGCAGUUAUUUUCAAUAUCUUCUUUUCAUUUUGGGCGGGUAGUCACUGGUGGGGGUUUGUGCCCUGUGUAGCUAUUUUUGUGGAGCCAUCAAGGAUCUCUUGAGCCAAGUUCAUGGGUCUUUCUAUGCCUCUCAAUGCCUUUUCUGGGGCGUGCCUUGGAGGAGAAAGACUGUAAAUCUACCAGUGUUCACAUUUGGGCAUAUUGAGUAUUCCUGCCAAGUUUGGUCCAGAUCCGCCAUUGUUUGAAUCCACAGUGCUCUCUGGAUGUAGGUGAACUACAACUCCAAAACUCAAGGUCAAUGUCCACCAAAGCUUUCCAGUAUUUUCUGUUGGUCAUGGGAGUUCUGUGUGCCAAGUUGGGUUCAAUUCUAUCGUUGGUUGGAUUGAUUGUAGGUGAACUAUUGUUGGUGAACUAUAAAUCCCAGCAACUACAACUCCCAAAUGACAAAAGGAUCAGAAAGUUCAUAAUGGCUGCUGACAAUUCGGGCUGAAUUUGUCAAAAGUUUUUUUAAAAAAAAUCCCCUCCCUCUCUCUCUCUUUCCUCCCCUUCUUCUGGAAGUCUCCGUCUUUUGAUUGUGUGUUUCCUGAAAGCAAGGCCAAUCAUUUCAGUUUAUUCACUGGCUAAACUCGACUUGAUUGGGGACAAGCAUACAAACCACCCAUUACGAUGUGAUAUAUUAUCCAAACAAUUUAGUGUAUUCAUGAGGUAACCUAAAUGUGGAGGCUGCAAAAUUACCCGUAAUCAAUUGAAGCAGAGAGUGUGCGUCCCUCUGGGUAUCUAACAACUACAUCUCUCUCUUCCCCGCCUCCCUCUCCCUCUCUCUCUCUCCCCUCUGUAAUAAGGGAGGCAUUAAAUCACUUUAGAGUUGCACUGUGGAGUACCUGAUCAUUGGGGCGACGGAGAAAGCUGGACACUGGCACUAGGACGCGGGGACUGAGGAAGGCGCAGGCUCCCUGCCUCUCUCUCUCUUUCUCUCUUUCUCCCUCCUUCUCUCUCCCUCUUUCUCUCUCUGCAGACCCCUUCGCCGGAUUCAAGGGGACCCUCAUCUGGUCAGAAGACGUGCCCUCGCCCAACACACCGGCUUCGCCUCGCUUCCACCCACACCGCCACCCCUUCUCCUCUCUCCCCCCCCCCCUCCCAAAUCCCCCUCCUUUCCUCCUUCUUUUUGGGUACUUUCCUUUUGAAGAAACUAAAACUAAAACCAUCUUGCACUACAUGUUUGGGAAACCAGACAAAAUGGACGUUAGAUGCAACACCAACCCGGAGCUGGAAGCCAACCGGUUGUCCAAGAACGGGCAUAACAACAACAACCACGCCAACAAUAAUAAUAAAGAGGGCAAGGAAGGGAAAGGCGGCGAGGGGACGCUCUCGACGGCCUUCUUGAAGGAGCAGCAAGGGACUUUUUCAGCUUCCGGCGCCGCCGUGGAAGAUUGCAAUAAAAACAAAUCCAGCUCGACUGAUCCGGAUUAUUGUCGGAGAAUAUUAGUCCGAGAUGCCAAAGGCUCCAUCCGCGAGAUCAUCCUCCCGAAAGGGCUGGAUCUGGACCGGCCCAAACGGACCCGCACGUCUUUCACGGCGGAACAGCUUUACCGGCUGGAGAUGGAGUUCCAGAGGUGCCAAUACGUUGUCGGGCGCGAAAGGACCGAGCUGGCCCGGCAGCUCAACCUCUCCGAAACUCAGGUCAAAGUCUGGUUCCAGAACCGCCGCACCAAGCAGAAGAAGGACCAAGGCAAGGACUCGGAGCUGAAGUCGGUGGUGUCGGAGACGGCGGCCACGUGCAGCGUGCUCCGGCUCCUGGAGCAGGGCCGCCUCCUCUCCCCGCCGGGCCUGCCGGGCCUCCUCCCGCCCUGCGCCGCCGCCGCCACCACCGCCGCCGCCUUGGGCUCGGCCUUGCGGGCGCCCGGCCUGGGCGGGGGCUCGGGCGGCGGGACGGGGGCCUCGGGGGGCUGCUCCCCUCACCAGCCCUCCGUCAGCAGCGGCGCCGUGGGCCCGGGACACCCUUCCCCGCCGGGCCCCCCGCCGCCUCCGCCUCACAACCUCUUCAGCCUGCCGGUGCCCUCGCUGCUGGGCUCGGUGGCCGGGCGGCUCUCCUCGGCGCCCCUCAUGGCCGGCUCGCUGGCCGGGAACUUGCAGGAACUCUCCGCCCGCUACUUGAGCUCCUCGGCCUUCGAGCCUUACUCGAGGACGGCCAGCAAAGAAGGCGCCGAGAAGAAGGCCCUGGACUGACUGGGCGACGCUUGAUACUGCUCUCGUCCCCUCUUUGUGGCGAUUAUUUAUGGAAUAUCCAUCCACCUAGAGUGAGGCGUCCCUCAUCGUGGCCACACCACAGACUCCCUCCUCAGUCCUUACAUUUCCCGUCUUCCCAACAACAUGGCCUCUCUUUUCCUCGCCCGCCUGACCCUCUCGCCCUCAGCUUCUCUUGUCUUCGUCUUGUCUUACGAAGGACAGCGCAUUUUGUUUUGGGAUCUCAGUUCAGUGGAAGAGAUGGAAAACAAGGAAUCCCUCGCCAGCCACGGAAAACACGGAGACUAUGGCGACAACAAAAUAGACCAGCCAAACCCCAACUUCCCAGGAGCUCUGGGAGCCCUUCCACACAGCCCUAUAUCUCUGAAUAUCAAGGCAGAAAAUCCCCCAAUAUCUGCUUUGAACGGGGUUAUCUGAGUUCACACUCAGACAAUGUGGGAUUUUCCGCCUUGAUAUUCAGGGAUAUAGGGCUGUAUAGAAGGGCCCUGACUUGCCAGCCAAAUUCCCCAAAUUGGUGAGAGAGAAAGGCGCCGUCUCUCUCUCUGUGUAUAUUUAUAUGUGUGUGUACGUGUGUGUAUGUAUAUAUAUGUGUACACACACACACACACAUACAUACACACACACACACAGAUGCCGCCUUUCUUUCCCAUAUAUGUGUGUGUGUGUGUGUGUGUGUGUUUAUAUAUACAUAUAUAUAAACACACACACAUAUAUAAUCUUUUGAUUUAGGCGGGAAGAACUGAGUAAGGGAGAGUCGCUGUAUAUAAGGUAUAUGCAUCUAUUCUCUCUCAGAGUCCUUUCACACAGCCAUAUAACCCAGAAUAUCAAGGCAGAAAAUUCCACAAUAUCUGCUUUGAACUGGGUUAUUUGAGGGCCCUUCCACACAGCUGAAUAAAAUCCCACAUUGUCUGCUUCAAACUGGAAUAUACAGCAUUGUAACCCAGUUCAAAGCAGAUAAUUGUGGGAUUUUCUGCCUUGAUAUUCUGGGUGAUAUGGCUGUGUGGAAGGACCCUGGGUCCACACUGCCAUAUAUUCCAGUUCAAAGCAGAUAUUGUGGGGUUUUCUGCCUUGAUAUUCUGGCUGUGUGGAAGGACCGUGGAUUAUCUCAUAUCCCACUUGUCAGAGCCUUUGGGAAAAGGAGAGAUAGGGAGAAUGGAGGGAAGGCGAAUUAUGAGAGAGAAAGAAGUCUUGGUUUGGUAGAAAAGGGCGAGCUUUGUGCUUAUUUUAACCUCAGCUGGGUGGUGCUGCUUGAAGAGGGAUUUUCAAUGUUUUGGUUUAGGCGGGAAGGGCUGAAGCCCCUUCCACACAGCUGAAUAAAAGCCCACAAUUUCUGCUUUGAAGGUGAAUAUAUAAUAAUAAUAAUAAUAAUAAUAAUAAUAACAACAACAACAACAACAACAUUAUCUCCCCCAAGGUAUUCAGGGCGGUUUCAACAUGAGUGCGAAACAACAUACAAUAACUUAACACAGCAAAAUAAACACAUCGUAAAACAAGACAAAGACAAUUCAGUUAAAAUAAGCAAUCAUAGAAUCUUCGAUAGAGGGGGCGGGAAUCAUUAGUCAGGGCAAGGUUGACAACGACAUGGUCCUUUUUAAGAAUAAGGUAACUUAUACAACAUAUCUUAGGGCCAAGAGGUGGGCAGUAUAUGGCAGUGUGGACAUAGAUAACCCAAUUCAAAGAAGAUAUUGUGGGAUUUUCUGCCCUGGUAUUCUGGGAUAUAGGGUUGUGAGGCCCCUUCCACACAGCUGAAAACCCCACAUUUUCUGCUUUGAACUGGAAUAUUCGUAACUGUGGACUGAGGUUCCUUCCACACAGCCAUAUAACCCAGAAUGUCAGGGAAGAAAAUUUCACUAUAUCUGCUUUGAGCUGGGUUAUCUGAGUCCACAUUGCCAUAUAUUCCAGUUCAAAGCAGACAAUGUGGGAUUUUAUUCAGCUGUGUGGAAGGUCCCUCAAAUAACCCAGUUCAAAGCAGAUAUUGUGGAAUUUUCUGCCUUGAUAUUCUGGGUUAUAUGGCUGUGUGAAAGGACCAUGAGGGAGAAUAGAUGCAUAUACCUCAUAUACAGAGACUCUCCCUCACUCAGUCCUUCCCGCCUAAAUCAAAACAUUAUACAUAUGUAUAUACAUAUAUAUGGGAAAGAAAGGCGGCAUCUCUCUCUCUCUGUGUGUAUGUGGGUGGGUGUAUACACAUAUAUAUACAUACACACACGUAUAAAUAUACACACAGAGAGAGCCGUCUUUCUCUCACACACAAUGGCUGCCCACCAAUUUGGGGAAUUUGGCUGGCAAGUCUAAGGCCUCUUCCACACAGCUGAAUAAAAUCCCACAUUAUCUGCUUUGAACUGGAAUAUAUGGCAGUGUGGACUGAAAUAACCCAGUUCAAAGCAGAUAUUGCGGGAUUGAUAGUCUGGGUUUUAUGGCUGUGUGAAAGGGCCCUAAUACACCGAAAACAGACCCCUCGCAUUUAUUUAUGUUUGAAUGUGACUUCAAAAGGAUGACACUUCCAUUUUUGUCUUGGCUUGGGGUUCAUAUCCCAUCCUGAAGGCAUCCCCCUUUCCCUCAAGCACAAUUGGAAGGGAAACUUUGAGACACGAAAAUAAAAAGACACCCUUAAAACUCCAUCUCUUUUCCAUGGCGUUAACCUUCCAAGACCUUGCAGUCUGUAUUCCAAAUAGGAGUUUGGGAUUUCCCUUUUCCCUCAAAGGCAGCUAAAGGCAUGAGGCAAAACCUAUUCCGACUCAGGGCCCUUCCACACAGCCAUAAAACCCAGAACAUCAAGGCAGAAAAUCUCGUAUCUGUUUUGAACAGGGUUAUCUGUGUCCACGCUGCCAUAUAUUCCAGCUCAAAGCAUAUAACGUGGGAUUUUAUUCAGCUGCGUGGAAGGGGCCCCAGAAAUGUUUCUUCACCUCAAGGGCACGUUGUUGUGGAUUUUCUUCCAACUCGCUUCCCGCCAAAACAAACAAACACCUCAAAAAGGCCUCUACAUUUGAAUUUCAACUGUAAUCUUUAUUCUAUCACGCAACCCAGAUGAAAGAAGGUGGAAACAAGCUUUUCUGGAGACGAAAAUCUGGAAGAAACCAGGGCUAUGUUAACUCGUUGCUGGUGGCUUCAAGUUCAGAGGGGCGAUGAAUCCAGUCCAGGGUUUAAAAAAUCACAAUAGGAAAUGGAGGGGGUCAAAUAUCGCCUCUUUCCCGCCUGAAUCCAAAUUUAAACUCCUGAAAGGCCAAAUAAAUAAAAAACAACAAAACCCCAAGAGGCCGAUGGCGAUGUUUGGAGAAAGGUGUACACAGGAAAACUUGAAUCUUUUCAACUCUCUGGAGGCUCUAGCAUAUCGCUUUCUAAAAAUCAUAAACCCGACCUUAAACUGGGAACUUUUUGACCACCUUUCCCUCCCUAAAAGGCUUCCCCUUCAAGUUGAAACCAAUGCAAAAUGCAACGAACGUAUUCUAGAAUUGGAUUUUGUACCGAGAGAAACAAAACAAAAACACUCUUCUGAUGUUUCUAACUCUGCAUCUCUUGAUCACCCCGUCUCUCUUUUACACGAAAUCCCAGGAUUUGAAAUUGGUUAGGAAACAAAAACCAAGGAAAAACAUUUAGCUAGUUCGGCUAUUCAAUUUUUCUCUCCCUCCCAAAAAGAAACAUUUGAGUGCGUCGCGUUUGCAGACUGCGACGACACAUGUGCCACCAAACUUUUGAACCAAAAAGGAAAAAAAGUGGAAUUGUUGAUGUAGUGGAUAAUAAUAAUAAUAUAGCAUUCAAUCUUAGACCCAGAAGAGAGAGCGAGAGAGCGCGUCCUGAGGGCGCAGCACGAAACGCGCCCUCCUCGUCGUGGUUUUAUUGUAAAUUAUUUGCGUCUGAAGUUUCUAGGCAACUAGUGAUGGAAAAAACAUGAAUGAAGGGUGCGACCGUCCCCUCUUCGACUAACCCUUGUUCUGAAUUUUUGAAUGUUUUGUAUUUAUGUGGUGAGAGUGAAAUAUAUUCUAUCUAUACCA
Molecule: messenger RNA, 7433 nt
Organism: Anolis carolinensis (green anole)
Lineage: Eukaryota; Metazoa; Chordata; Lepidosauria; Squamata; Anolidae
Gene: vax1
Product: ventral anterior homeobox 1
Exons: 3
Coding region: 2416-3426 (336 amino acids)
Biological process (GO): central nervous system development; neuron differentiation; brain development
Cellular component (GO): nucleus
Molecular function (GO): DNA-binding transcription factor activity, RNA polymerase II-specific; RNA polymerase II cis-regulatory region sequence-specific DNA binding
Source: RefSeq, a predicted model, not a curated record